AAAAGGACAAGAAUUGACGUCACUCGUACCAUCAAGUACGUCUGCAACAAUCUAACAAUCUUGCAAUCUAGUCAUCGCCUGUUGUUUCAUCCAUGGACGAGAUCACAUCCAGAAACUAGUAUACUCCCACGACGAGUUGGUCCUCACCAUGUCGCAACAUGAUGCCUUCGAGAACCCAAUCCCAAUUACCACCUUUCGCCCAAUUCGUGCUCGUUCUUGCAGUCCAGUGUCUCCUUUCAAUAAGCUUCUUCAAAGCUGCUACGCGGAGGGCAUCAGCAAAGCAUCUGAUACCGACACCCCAGGAAUACAGAGCCAUCCUUCUGUGCUGCCGUCCCCCUUCCAUCGUCGUCUUUCGACCCUUUCUCGAGACGAAUACCAAGUCGAGAGUCUCGCCCCCGAGGCCUUUGCGAAUGCGCCAGUGUUUGACGAUUCGCCAGAGACAACGCUGGCUGAGGGCAACAAAAGGCAGAUCACUGAAAUCGAGGCCUCGCAGAAGCAGGAAGACGGCGUCCGGAUGACUGCCCAUUCGGACCGCCGUGCUCGUGAGAAGAUCAUUAGGUGUGAUUGGGAACGUGACCAUGCUGAAGAGUUGCGCAAGAAAUCACACUGCGAGAUGAUAGCUCUGUCGAGCUCCGACUUAUGA
This is a messenger RNA of Cladophialophora immunda, 643 nucleotides long. RefSeq lists its product as uncharacterized. The record is from RefSeq and is a predicted model, not a curated record. Bases 149 to 643 code for a protein of 164 amino acids. The transcript has a single exon. Lineage: Eukaryota; Fungi; Ascomycota; Eurotiomycetes; Chaetothyriales; Herpotrichiellaceae.